Molecule: messenger RNA, 12445 nt
Organism: Varroa destructor (honeybee mite)
Lineage: Eukaryota; Metazoa; Arthropoda; Arachnida; Mesostigmata; Varroidae
Cellular component (GO): cytoplasm
Molecular function (GO): protein serine/threonine kinase activity; metal ion binding
Source: RefSeq, a predicted model, not a curated record
AGCAACAGCAGCAGCAGCAGCAGCAGCAGCAACAGCAACAGCAGCAGCAACAGCAACAGCAGCAGCAGGUUCUGCUUCAAAUUGGCUCUUCUGCUAGUAGAGCUUCCGUUGCUAUCACCGGAACUGCAGCGGCUUCAGCAACGAGCAUGGUCACUCCGUCUGCGGCAGGAAUUUCGACGGCCUGUGCCAGUCAUAAUGAUAACAGCAACAGCAGCAAUUAUUCUAGCAAUAACAAUGAGCAGCGGCAACUGGCGCAACAGCAGCGGAUGAAGGAUAUAAAUAAACAGCAAAAGAGUCGAUCUAUAUCAACAACAACAACAACGGCGGUGACCGCCGCCGCCGACACCACAUUGGUAACCCGUCCCGCGAACGCUGCUGCUAAUAGCACCAUUCGCAGCACCACAGCUACGAGCAUCACUCAAGACGAACCCGACAGGGGGUCCCCACAUGGCGUUGUAAAAUGUGGGACCGCUUUGGAUGACGUGGAAGUUCAGGCCCUGUGGAAGAUGGUAAACUUUACGCUGCCACAGGCCCCCGCUGUGAAUAGCGACGCAGACAUCUUGGGGGUAGCACACUGUUGGCAGACUGCUGGGCCCGCGGUAACUUCUAGCGCCGCAUCCAAGGAACUACGAAAUGAGAUCCAUGACGAACAGGAGGAGUUAUUCCUUGACAUUAUGCUUGAGGCACGAACCUUGCAGGCACUACAAGCAAGCCAAGACGCUCAACAACAGCGUAUCGCAAGAAUUCAUGCACAACGAGUACAGCAACGCCGAGAACAGAAUCAGGAUGACAGCGACAAAACGUCUGCUUGCUGCAACCGUGAAGAUCGUAAUAUAACAGGAGCAUCGACAACAGCUUCUACAGCAAGCGGCUACGAGUCAUCGUCGUACCAUGAUGCUUCUUUGGAGUACGGAUCACUGCCGGGCUGCGAGGAGGACAGGGGGGUGGCGGACUUGAGCUGUUCGUUGGGCUACUCGGAAGAUUCAUGCGGGGUGCCCAUCGAGUAUCUGUCGCACUUCUCAUCGAGUGUAUCUACGAUCACUCCUGUGGCGUCGUGCCUAUUCGCUUCUCCCGAAACGUACGAUUCGGCUAUCAUAAACAGCGUACGAUGCAUACAGGACUUGCAGCGUCGACGGCAGCGAGCGCAGCGUAAGCCGUGCACGUUCUACAUGGAGGGCAACUGCCGUCGCACCGACUGCAAGUUCAGCCACGAACUUGCGGCCAUUACGUGCCGCUUCUGGGAGGAAGACAGUUGCUUCAAAGGUCUUGCAUGUCCCUUCCUGCAUGGUUAUCCGCCAUUCGAGGAGGAGCUCUGUAGCCAAUCCGUCGGCCAGAGCCUGGCAGCAGGCAAUGUCGGGCCUAAUACCGGUAAUACACACGGAAGCCACCAUCAGCAUGGAAAUCAUCACCAUCAUCACCACCAUCACGGAAACGGCCACCCCAAGAAGGAUACAAUUGGGCAUGUGGCCAAACGAAACAGCAAGUUUACCAUAGGGGGUGGGGGGUUAGAUGGUGUGUUUUGUGGUAGUUCCUCGCAGCCAGGCUCACCCAGUGUCGCCACCCAGUUGAAAAACAGAAGCCUUAUUCCACCAUUGUCGGUCGCAGGGGUCGUCGGCUUACGAGUAUUCUCGAGACGCCUGCCUGUAUUCAAACGGUUUUGGCCCUACUUCAAAGAAUCCGAACAAGACUUCCCGUCGCUGACUAACCAAAAGUCCAACGGUUAUCUAAGGGCCGUCGCUAAGAAGAACUUGAAGAAGGCGAACGGCAUUGUUCCGAAAAAGGCCAAAAAGAAGAAAAAGAAGCUGAGUUCCACCUCGAGCUGCGGAGAAUCGAAAGCGGACACCAAAGAGUCGAAAGACAGCAAUAACAAUGGCGGCCAAUCGGAAAACAAUAAGGGCAAUAAGAAAACUGAUAUACCACCUAACGCCAUAAACUCUGUAACAAUAACACUCGCUGCUGCUACAUUGUCAUCGAACGGGAACAACAUCGUCAUACCGUAAAUUCGAUUUGAACUUCGCUCGGUAGCAUCGAAAUCAAGAUCAGUUAAGCUGAAAGAUACACCGACUUUAGGUAGUGCAAUUGUAUCCAGACGCAAAUGUGUCGUUGGCCGUCACGAACCGAUGAUGAAACAAAUAAAACCUGUAGAGAAACAGAUAACAUUGAAAAACGUAGAAGAAAACGAGCGACAUAAGAAAUCCUAUCAAAUUAUCAUAGAUAGUGUCAACAAUUGUGCAUUCAUACGAUGUCGUUGAGAAGUCGGGGGCUAAAGUUAGUCGAUCGGCAAAUCAAUCUGUUUCGGACAGCGAUCAUGGUCAUCGAAGUUGACUGAGCUUAACACAACUGCGGGUUAAGCUCUUAAAGUUAAGCUAGAGUGUAGCGCGAUCGAUGAAAUUAAGUCUGAUAAAUCUAACACAUUAUGAGAGCCACGUCUCAAAAAGGCGUGUAGCGUAGUAAUGAUGAAAGAGUGAUAAAGAGAUAGGCACAGACUGUGAGGGAUUUGAACAGAUUCCUCGGCCAGCUGAACACGUCCUUGUCCCACAUGGACUCCGAUAAACGCAGAUAGGACGAGUCGUCGUUGAUCAAACUCUCUUCGCUAACGUUAAGGCUAACAGUUCGAACAAGCUAACAUCAACAAAGAACAUGAACAUUAUACGAAACAUCAGAAAACUAAAACAGCCAGAAAUAGAAAUAAUAGAGGGAGAGAGAAUACGGGAGAACGGCCUGCUCCGUGGUCGCCGAGAUGAGUUGAUUGCCUAAGAGGGCCCAACAGAGGCCAGACUCGAGGGCCUCGCUCUAAGCUUGACGGGGGGCCUAAUGGCUGAUGAAUAGAAGAAGUCGUUAUCAGCACAACAUGAUUAUGCGAACGAAAGUAAAACUAAUGAAAAACUGUACAGACACAAGUAAGUGAAGGAAGGAAAUAAUAAUAAUAAUGAUAAUAAUGAUAAUUAUAAUCAUAAUAAUAAUAUUAAUAAGUAACAAGAAUUUAAAAUAAUUUUCACACAUGAAGGAAGAGGAGAAUAUGGAACAAACUAAUGACGAUGCUGAAGACGGAUGAUAAUGAUGACAGGACGAAUGAAAAUGGGAAAAACAAAUUACUAUGUACUAAAUAUUUCCCCCAUCAGCUGUGUUGCACAUAUCACCCGCUAAGAACAGGUUGUCGGCGCCAUGGCUAUAGAGCACCCAGCAAAAAGCUGACUUAGGCUCCUACGAGAGGAUAUUCGUAAACCUAAUCAGGGCGAACAUUCAAUGAAAAGUAAAAAGAAAUUGAACUCAAAAAUAAAAAGCAGACCUUGUGAAUCGUUUACAGGAGGAAGUUAAUUGGCGCAAACGGACUUCUUGAUGGUUACUGAGUUGCGGCAUGACAGACCGCAUCUGAGGGGGGUGAGCAUGGAAGAUUUCAGCAAAACCAGAAAGAUAUGGAAGAGAAACCACGUUAAUUUGGGCGCGUUGUGAUGCGCACGACCGCCACUAAUAAUGACCUCUCACGCGAGUUCAACAGCUAUCUAGUACUACCCCCAAAAGCUAGAGUAGGACGGCCCUAGCUGAAUUUUCUUGGUUUGGUCUUAGAAAGAGAAUAGAUUUUUGAUUUUUACUGCUGACAAUAAUAAUAACAACCAUCCUCAAACUACGUAAGAAAUAACGGUGUUAAGAAUACUUAAAACAAAUAUGCUAUUAGUUAUAAGGUAAAAAUUUGCUCGUAUUUUGCGGCUGUCAUAUUAUUAGCAGUUAUCAGACAUUAUAUUAUUAUUAUAUUCGGUAUUCGGUUCUUAUUUAGCGAACGGAUUAGCGUGUCUGAAAUCUCCCCAUUAAUUUAUAUAUGACUCAACCUGUGCUUCUUUACGAGUAUUGGCGACGAUGAAAGAAUAUUUGGGAUACGAAGCAGGCAUGGAUACUUACGCCCUCAGCCCCUUUUCAAUGUACUGUACAAUGCAGCAGCGAACAUGCUGCAACCAAAUCUGCUAAUACGCGAAUUACACGCAAAGACUGUCUGAACGAUGGCUCUCCGUAAAUGUGGAUAGUACGCAUAUAGACGCCCUAACAGCCGCCUUGUAGGUGAGCUACACACGUAUUUCGCUAUGAACCGAUAGCUACAGACGAAGUAGCAGUAAUGAAUCUCUAUGGUACAGCUAAACGGAUCAAUGGCAAACUGUUUUUCUCUAGUUACUUCGUUAUCAGAUAGGCAAGAACGGAACGCGGGAAAAAUGGAGCUUGUUUCUCGCUGUUUGUUAGACAUUUUAAAUGGAUCGUCAAGUUCGCGUCUAUGACGAAAAACAUCCGAAGGGAGAAAGUGAAAAAGAUGGAAAAAAGGGCCGGCUGUCGUCGACGCUGUACAAUAAUCGGCGGCUUUGUUGAUCCUGUUUGGGCUUAUCUAAUGUCUAGCAUCUGUCCGCAGCGAACCGAGUUUCACGGUGACGUCCCCUCGGCCCGCGUUGCUGUUUGUAUAGCACUUCUGUGAGGAGUUGACCCACCCACUCCCCCCCCCCUCCUCCCCCGUGCUUAUUUCAUUUCUCUCUUCUCUUUACAUGCAAGUUAAGUGUGUAAGCUAAGUUAUUCUCUUCAAUAGUAAUGAUAUAAGCUAUUAUUACAGUACGCAUAUUAUGAAACAUCACAUAAAAUAAUGAUGGUGUCAACGAAGAUAAUAACGAUGCGUAAUGAUAUUACUGUUAUCACCGUCAAAUGUAGGGUAUUUUUUAUAGCCUUAUUUAUAACUACUGCAAUUAGAAAUAAUGUUAGUAGUAAAAGAAUCGUUGAGACUGACCAUCAUUCCCCGUUUCCCCAUCUAACGGCGCAACACACAGUAAAAAUAAUAGGUGUCAUUAUGAUCAUAUAGAAAACCGUUUAUGGAACGAGAAAUAUUGCAUUCUGUUUUAGAAAAUAAAUAGCGAUUAACAGUAAAUAGAAAUAUAUUUGGCGUGGGAAAAAUGUGCGUCUGCAUUGUGGCCAAUAGUGAUUUCAGCACAGAAUGGCUGUUGUGUAGCGGACAGCACAAACUGACAUGAAGACGAAUUGUAGAUUGGCGGAUCUAAGAAAAACCCUAAAUGCAAUUAUUGAGAGAAAAUAUCUUGGGGUACCGAACGAAUUAACUUCACAUAAUUUACGAGGAAUCGUGAUCUAGACGUUGAUGGUUACUUUGAAUGAUUGUGCAGCAGUCUUCGAAACAUAUUAGCACAUUUGAAAUAGACAUAAGAAAUUAGUAAAAAUGAACAACAACUGAAAUAAUAUUGGCGGCAACAACGAUGACGACGAUGCAAAAUUGGCGCUAAAACGCAAAGCACAACAAUAAAUGCUUACAAUGACUAUUUGGUAUUGCUGCUAUCAAAGCGUAAUGUCCUGGAUGCGAGGUCCCCUCCUCUUUCACCCCACAGCCUUAAAACCUUGCAAAAAAGUAAGAAGUACGUCAUUGCGCAUGAUUGCUAUAAAGACAAACGUCGAUACAAAAUGGUAAUGUGAAUUAAAUUGAAACUAAAAUUGUUAGUAACGCUCAACAAUCAAUAGUAACCACUACACGUUACCUUUUUGCUAAAUUUUUCCUAGCUUCUCUCUGCGGGAUGUUCCGUAUGCAAGUAGGACCGUCAGAUUGAAUACAAAAACCUGAAACUGAGGCCUAAUCCAGGUGACUCAGUAAACGAUGAGCUGAAGUUAGAAAGAGGAUGUCCAGACUGAUCACAACACAAUAUUAACAGUGGUGACUCUUAUUAUAUGAUACCCUCAUAACAUCGCUACAAGGAAUUCUUAACAACACACAAUACCUUUGUAUCGCCGUAUAUAUACGUACUGCUAUAGACGUGCAGGGUUGAUGUGGCUAAAACAACGGAAUAAUUUUGCAUAGAAAGCUCCUCUGUAGAGACGGUGGCAAAUUGCAGAAUAAUAUAUAAAUGUAAAAGCUAAAUUGCAGUAGACCGCUCGCCUGCUUUUAUGAAAACAAAGAAGAGAUAACGUUAUUAUAAGCAACGCUGGCAAAUCACAAUCGGUGGACAUUUAGAUAAUGAACAUUUAAAGAAAUAACUUCAUUUCACGGUAAAACGAAGAAAGCCUGUCGCAUCUAUAUGGGAAACGUUUAUUAGACUUACCAAGCAAUUAAAGCCGGAUGAAACGUAGGCCAGCCUCUCUAUAGGGGUACAUUUAAAUAAACUCGUUAAACUGUGAUGAUUCGAAAUGACGAGAUGGAAAAGAAAGGCGGUUUGUCAAACAGGUAGGUAAUGAAGAUUUAGUUUAGACAAAUGCAAGGGUGUCUACAAAAUACGUUGGAAGGUAUUGACUACAGUCGAAUUGAUUACUACGAUAACUUGUCUGGAUAAGCACGAUGAGUAAUUAGCACAGACAGCGGGUCGUUCAGUUCAUCUCGGGGGGAUCGAUCAGAUGCACGAGUCAAGUGGGUAAAUAUAUAGCACUUACACCACGUUUUGACAAUGGAAUGUAUAUCGAGAUAAACAGAUCCAAAACAGACGCAAGUGCACAGAGAACAAAGAAGACUGUCUGACAGAAUCUAGAUAACAGAUUGAAAUCGAUAAGGAUGUCGGUGGCGAUGCCUCUAAUGAUGCCGAUUACGAGGAAAAAGAGUAACGAGCGGAAAAGCGAGCCCGUCAACAUCCACACAUUUGCUACGGGGUUCGACGGGCUCCGUAAUUAACACCAAAGGCAACUCCGUGGUUAGCUGAGUUUUUUUCCAUUUCCUACAGAUCCUAUAAUCAGUAUACUUGUCUAUGCUAAACAAACAAUAGCACUGUAAAAUACAUAUUCAAAUGCAUCCAUCGAUCUAAGCUGUACAUUACUGAGUGAGGCGUAUUUUACUCUUUGAAAAUUUGAAGAUUAACUUUGUCGCACACUUCUAAUGAAAUUCUCACAACACUGACGAUAUUAAGUUUAUUCUAGAGCUUCUAGUGGAUAUUGGGACGAUGAGGCACCAUACAGUAAUGGCGACGUAGUUAACUGUCCCAGACUAAACAGAACCCAUAUGCGGAUUUGACUUUUUACGGCGAGUGUUAUGAUCAUCUUUACCUGAAUUAUGUGAACAGUUAGUGCACGAAUAGCUUUCUCUCCGUUCUUAGAAUUUCCUAUGCGUAUAACUGUGUUGUUGAACGCAAUUGCUUUUAUAAAACAAACGGCGAACUAAAAUCAUCAUAACUAGCUAGCAAAACAGCACCUAUUGUUUAAUUUAAUUACAUUAAAAUAAAAAACGCCAGCUCAUUGUGCUGAACAAGCAUGUACGAAAAAUGGCAUGAUAGAUUUUACGGUCAAGGACGGUCCACAUUCUGCCGUUUUACGUCUUGCAAAGUUCGCUCGGAUUUCGUGUCGUAGCUUCUUGGCGACCUGUGAAUUAUAAGGACAUAGAGAUAACUAUACGAGUUCUACGUGCACACUCGUAGGAGAUGCGCUAGAGGAGUUGCCUUACAGAGUUUUAAUACAGCUGAUAAUUAUGUCGACAUGAUUGCUACUGCGUCGUUAUUUAGAUUACUAUUAAUUAAUAUACUACAAAAAUAAGCAUAUUGUCUGAAAGUACUCUAAACACACUUAGACAAACAAACAUUUACACAUGGAAAAAAAUAUGAUUAUAAGAUUAUAUUAUUACCAAUAAAAUGAAGGGUGCUGAAAAUAAUGAAAAUGCAGAAGACACAAAACGUUGACAAGGCCCCAUAAAAACAGGUGACCUGCGAGCGUAAAAGAAAAAUAGUAAUGAUAAACGAUACGAGUUCAAGGGGGUAUGGUGUUCCCCUUAAGAGGGGCAACCCAAAACACGAAAAAACCAAUGUAAUGAGAGACAAGGUUUGCAGACGAUAAAUAGAACGAAAAUACAUGAUACGCUAUGAAACGGUAGCGAAACAGAUAAUAACAACAAAAAAAUAAGUGUUAAAAUCACGUAGAAAGAUGAGGAAAAAAACAAAGAAAAAAAUAAUAUUUAAGAAAUACUACGUCGAAGACACUUCCCCGAUCCCCCAACCCAUGCAACUUUAUUUACACAAAGGUUAGCAUGAAAGUGUAAUUUCGUUGUUAUUCAAUUUAACUAAAACUGAAAAAAAUAGACUGACAAUCUUCAUAUCACCAUGUUUUGCUUGAAAAUUCAAGUUUUGUCACUAUCAGAUUUUGAUAUAUAUAUAUACAUAAAAAAAAAGUAAAAACACAUUGGAAUUUAAAGAGGCUAAAUAUUCCGCAGGUUUAAUUACAAGGAUCAAUAUAUAUAUAUAUAUAUAUAUAUAUAUAUAUAUAUAUAUAUAUAUAUACAAACGGUCUACAGCAAAGGAUUGAUCUUGUUCUGAAGACGUUUUCUUGUCUGACUCGGUUCUUUGUUUUAUUCCUCACUUUAUUUACUGAUGAUACUAAAACACUAGAGUCGCCCUCUAAUUACACGGCGAUAAUACGACGUAAAUGUAAUUCAUAAUGACGAUAUAUUGCUAUUAUUAUAUGCAUUAUUACAUCUAUUAUAUAUGCGCAACAAACACGCAUACCCAAUUGAAUUAUUUUAUAUUUUUGUUGAGGUAGUGGUGCCAGUAGCAGACGACGCUAUAAUGUAAUCCAGCGCAACGGUCAUAACAAACGAACCGGAAGACCGAGCGGGAAAUGCUGGCCUACGAUGUGAAAGCAGGAAAGAUAACGAAGUGCAAAACGGCUGAAACAUGGACAUCAACAAAGUUGAAAUAGGGUAGCGUGGAGAAAAGACUGUUGUCAUGCAGUUGCAGGAUAUGCAAUUGCCCUAAUGAAAACACUGAAAAUAGAAAACGUGAAAGACGGUUAAGAAAGCUAAGAAGAUACUACGAAGAAGGAAACGAAAGAUAGUCAUCAUCAUAAGAUACCGGUUACAAUCGAGUUAGUGUUAGUUGCUUAAUUGUUCUGGUCGUUCAGGGUGAUUCAGUGGAAAGGCAUUCUGGGAAGACGAACUUUGAGCAAUGAAUUGAAAUAGAAGAAAGUAAACGUUACCGAUACCAAUUGACGAUGAAGACGAACGUAAAGAAAGAAUCUAUGGACGUAAAUGGUCAUGAGUGGCCUCGCUGUAUCACUGUGGUGUUGUGAUCAAGGCUGCGAACAACGGCCAAAUUGCUUUGAACGAUUAAACAAAUUACUGUUGUCACUUGUAACACAUUUUCGAUUUAGCUUUACUUACAAGUGGCACGUAUUCCAAAUAAAUUCAGUCGCCACUGAUCAUGGUACACUGAUCAUACAACAACGCCAUUCGUUUUGGCCUCUUUUGACAAUGAGAAAAAGCGCCGUGGACAACAUAAUUUACCUAGGACCCUCCAAAGAAGGCUCCGGUGUUGUGUGCCUGCAGAGUGUUCUGAUUAUUCUUGUACGUCACCAUAUGCCAUUUCUCUCGAUAACGAAAAAAACACAGGAUAAAGUUCACACCGAGACAAGUAUUCUCAAUUAAACGGUAAAUACGAAACGAUGAUUGAUUAGAAAAGAAAAACAUGCAGAGAAGUAACUGCUUGUAUUUGGCCAUUGUUAACAAAAACCACAAUGUAUCAUAUGAUGGUGACGAUUCUGACUUUAGGUACGCCUUAAUUUUUAGCCAAGUGUUUAUUGUGUCUCUCGUAUUCCAAAGAUCUACGUUGCGCUGGUACAUUGUUCUGCUCUGACAACAACUGGUCGGUUGCCUUUGAACAUGCUUCUAUGCCCACGUAGCUCUGCGAGCUUUAAAAACGGGCAUCAUUGGUUACUGAAUGGUUUUUUUAGACCAGACCAACAACGUUGUCAGCGUGGACCACACCAGCGUUUCAAUAAGACCAAUCGGUUCCGAUUCAGAACGCACUUCGAACGACGCCUUAAUCACGUGCAUUGAUGUAAAGCAGAGGUCAAUAGUGACUAAGUAGGAACACAGCUUCGCAGCUAUGGGACAUGCGCCUACCUAGGUCUUUUGCAGUAGCUGUGGUGAUAUGUACAAGCAAAGUGUGCGUUUGCACGCUAGUCGUGGUACGUCGAACUUCUACCCCCUAGAUAUCACAAUCGAAGUCCCGAAAACAAGUAGGAGAUAAGCAUCUGCCUCUUAGUUGGUAUGCAAAGUGAAUUAGGCCGUUGGCAACAGAUGCGUUUCGGGACCGUGGUCUUUAUUAUUUCAAUGGUGGAUUUCGGCUCGAGUUGAAUCAAAUCGACAGUGAGCCACAAGCCGAAAGCAAAUGGCCGGCCUUGUUGCGGAGCAGCCAAACGUGGCUGUCGUUAGCUGGCUACAGCUUUGGCGUAGUCUAAAUCAGGGCUGGGAACCGUCACAGCAUACAUGACGACAUGUCUCUCGAAAGGUUACCCUGAAAAACUGGAACGGCUUUUCUGAAAGACUAUGGGUUGUGGUCGUGUAUCGACAGGAUGCUGGCUCGAUGAUUUUCUUUGGCAGACUAAUCUAAGGCGGCUGUCUUCACUGACUUGAGUUCGUGCUCCCUUGAACUAAUUGAGGUGGUCAGAAGAAGAAGCGAGCUCUCAGAGAGGGUCGGAAUCGCGGCAGUGUCGAGAUUGGUCAAAACCGGGUUAUAUUGUCUGCCACACCGUCGAUAAUGGUUCUCGGCCGCCAUAAGCCGCGCAUUCUACAUUCAGGUGCAUUCGGACAAGCGUUUGCGCGACCGAUCGACUGCCCAGCGCGGGUGCGCAGUUGAAGCAACCAAAAAUUCCCAAGAAGGGCCCAGAAAAAGCGAAUUCGGCGAAUUUUCAUCUUUUAAUCUAAUAACAAUAAUACUAUUAUUAUUAUUAUUAUCAAUGAAAAUUAUAAUUAUUAUAUGUCAUAAUUUGAUUGAUAUUUCCGAGCAGAAGGAUGAUAACACAAUCAUACAUGGAUUAUGACAAUGUUGAAGAUUAUAUUAUAGAGUGUCACUACUCAUAACUGAUUGAUAUGCGACGGACGAAGUUAUACUGUGAAUCAAUAAAACGCAGAGAAAGUGAAGUAAUCCGUGGCUAGCAAAAGAGUGACAACGCGAUUCGGAAAGAUUGUAGUACAAGUUGGGGUUUAUGUAUGUCGAUGGCAAAAAUAACGACGACGACGACAAUAAAGGCAAAGGGGGCAAAAACCGAAUGGGAAUAAAACGAAGCAGAGAGAGAAAGUAGAUGUGGAGAACACAGGAUAAAAGGGCAUAGAAUCAUGUGAAAGGCGAGGGGACGAAAAACAGACGAGGACUGAAGCAGUUAAAGAAACGUAAAAAAAGCCGAGUUAGAAAACGAAGGCAGCAGAGUCUUCUCUGUCAGAAGAAACUGCUUUCUUGUUGCAGGAACGUAUGGGCAAGUAGAUUGAGAGAAUCUUCGACGAGGAUCGUGGUAUAUUUGUGCGUAUUCAGUCGCCGGAGACGCUAAAUAUGUAGAUGUAGAGACAGCGCUUCCAUAAAACCCGCAGCAGCACCACUAUCCAUCCGAUGGUGCCUAUAAUCCUCUCAAAUGUUCGGAAUCCUCUAAACAUUUGUUCAAAUACUUAUUAUCAGGUGUCAUGAGCUGGCGUGACAGACUCAGCGAACGCGAAAUUGUUGAGCGAUAAAAAGGAACAGAGAUGAAAAAAAAUUGGCUGGAUCCGAAAAGGACUAAGGAGGACUAAAGACAAAAAAAUAAACUGAUGAAAAACUCGUCGUAUACAAAUAAUAGGGGUAAAUGCGCGAAAUAAUGCUGACAGAACUUUCAUCAAUGAAUUGAAUGAAAAUGAGGUCGCUAUAGUCUGGGGUAAAGAAAGCAGGAUAUGCCGAAAAGGCGGCCACAGAGUUAGCAGGUGGUUUGUCUGUACUUGAGCGAAUCUUGAACGGCCUUUACCUGCGUCGAAAAGUAACGGUGAUGAGAGCAGACGAAAACUGUUUGCAGUAUCGAACAAGUGGGUGUUGAGAGAAGGCAGGAGAGAAUUUUUAAGAUCCACAGCAACAUUAAAUGAUAGGAACAUGUAGACUGCGAUCAUCAUUAUCAGAACUUCGAAAAAGUACAAUCAAAAUUGCAAUCACUAUAACAAGAUGAAACAACAUAACCGUAGUGGAGUGCUAAAAAUCAUUGUUACGGUGUCGAAUGUUGAUCGAAGUCAGCCUAUUAGAAACAGACGCGUGAAAGUGAUCAUUUCAAAGUGAUACUACGGAAAUCGGGGGGAAAAAAUUGUAACUUAGGGACAGCAACUUUAUUGCUCCUUUUAAAUGAAUCAUUCGGGUUUAAGAAGGUACCGAUACCGAUUCUGAGCUGUCCGAUGAAAAAGGCACCGAGAUAUGCAAAAUACGAUGACGCAUUCUGGAAGCACUCUUCUUCUAGUCAGUAUCAAAAAGUGGAAAAUACACAGAAACAAAGACAAAGGAUAGUAGAGACCAGAACGAAAUACAAACUAUAAUAAAGUGGUGAUUAUCAGUCCGAUAAAACAUUCGGUAAAAGUAAGUCAACAAUAUGUUCAUGUUACCGACAUGCCUAGCAGACUAGGCGAAACUGAUAAUAGAAAAACGAAGACAAAAAUAGCUCCACGAUUUACAUAAUUUAAUAUCCAUCAUUUGAUAAACAACAACAACAGCAACAACAACAA